AUGCCAUUACUUUUCCAUCAAAAGUGCUACUUAUAUUUAGCAGCAUUUUUUAUUAAAUUUAUUUUAAUUAAAAAAGUCAUUCAUUCACAACCAUUAGUGCCUUUACUUGAUUCUUUAACUAAAUCUAAUGCUUUUCCUCCAACAAUUAAUGGAGGGAAAUAUUCGAAAUUGAGAAGAUCCCCAACAUCUAGUAAUUCUUCUUCUGCUUUAAUGACUACAAUAGUUCCUUCAUUUGUUACUUUCCCCGAUUAUUGUGCUAAUGAUACUGAUGUUAUAGGUUUGGAAAAUGAAAAAGAAGUUUUCAAAUUUAAAUUAGAUCACAUUCUUUACGACACAACAGUUCAUUAUAAUCGGCACAAAAUCCCUUCCGACCCAGUUACUGUACGUAUUGAACUUUGGAUACAGGAAGUAACUUCUGUUAGUGAAUUGACACAAGAUUUUGAAAUUGAUUUAUAUGUAAAUGAAUUUUGGGAAGAUCCAGCAUUAUCUUACGAUUAUUUACGUCCUUGUAAAGGAAAUUUAAGUUUUGAUUAUACUUUUUUAGAUUCUAUAUGGAUACCAAAUACUUGCUUUAUUAAUUCAAAAAGUGCUCAAAUACACAGUUCUCCUUUUAGAAAUGUAUUUUUGAUGAUUUUCCCGAAUGGCUCUAUUUGGUCUUGUUGGAGAAUAAAAUCAACAGGUCCUUGUAUAAUGGAUUUACAUAAAUUUCCAAUGGAUUCAAUUAAUUGUUUAUUAACUUUUGAAUCUUAUAAUUACAAUAGAAAUGAAGUUAGAAUGGUUUGGAAUAAACCAAAACCUGUACAGAUGUUUAAAGAUAUUGAAUUACCUGAUUUUUAUAUGGUUAAUUAUUCAAUAACAAGUAGAAGGCAAAGAUAUGCUGCAGGUGUUUGGGAUGAAUUAACAGUUUCUUUCCAAUUUCAAAGACGUUAUGGUUUCUAUCCAACUUUUCUUUUCAUUUUUAUUAGUUGGAUACCCUUUUAUCUCGGCCCAAAGGCAAUCCCUGCAAGAACAAUGAUUGGAGUUAAUAUUUUGUUGGCAAUGAUAUUUCAAUUUGGUUCAAUUAUUCGUAAUUUACCCAGAGUUAGCUAUAUUAAAGCUAUUGAUUUGUGGAUUCUUUGCGGAAUGACUUUUAUUUUUGCGACGCUUGUUGAAUUAGCAGCAAUUGGAUUUAAAAUGAGAAAGGAGGAUGGUGGAAGUAUUAAAAGAUUUAAGAAUUUAAAUAAUAGACAAAAUAGAAAAACAGAUGUAAUUGUUAGUUGUGAACGUUUAGACAAAUUUUCAAGAAUGGCAUUUCCUGCAAUCUACGCAUUGUUCAAUGCAUUUUAUUGGACUUAUUAUAUGUUAAUUGCAUAA
Messenger RNA from Meloidogyne enterolobii, 1353 nucleotides. NCBI's taxonomy places the organism in Eukaryota, Metazoa, Nematoda, Chromadorea, Rhabditida, Meloidogynidae. The record is from the annotation of a GenBank genome assembly.